GUCCCUUCUGUUCAUGAUCUUUCGAGUCCUGUAGUUUGGUAUUUUCCGUUUCGGAAGAUCUUAUCUUCUCUGUGAAGGUCUCGUAGAUCCGAUCGUUCCGGCGCCUGUCCUCGCCAUCAAAAAGCUGAAUCAGAGCCCCCCAGCGGCUCAUUAGAAAGCUUCUAUGAUGGAUAGUCAGCGAAGCUUUUGGCAACUGGGGGAUGAACUGCGGGGACAGUCUGCUGUGGCGUCGGAGGAUCAGAAAUGGUUGGUGGCGGCGUCGAAACUGGCUGAACAGACUAGAUCGAAAGGAUUGAGAAUGAACAACCUGGAUCCCACUAAGACCACCAUGGACAUGAAACCGACAGAGAAAUUUGGGUUCCAAGAAGAUAACAAGUUUGAGAGCCUUAAUUUCGCUAUGUUGAGUUCGGACUCUAAGCUGAAUGAGCCUGUCAACAAAGCUGGCUAUAUGAAUGGUGUUUAUAAUGCUAAGAUGCUUUAUCAGAAAGGAACUGGAAACGUUAAUGUGGUGGUCGGAGGCAACCUGCCCAGCACUAAUAGCAACACCACUAAGGUGGCAAACAAUAGCUGCAAGACCAACAACAACAAUUACUGCACAAAUAAUAGCAGCAGUAACAGUAAUAGCAACAAUGCUGUUGACAAACGAUUUAAGACGUUGCCUUCAGCGGAGACGCUUCCAAGAAAUGAGGUGCUUGGUGGUUACAUUUUUGUGUGUAACAAUGACACAAUGCAGGAAGAUCUGAAGCGACAGCUUUUUGGCUUGCCAUCCAGAUACCGGGAUUCUGUUCGGGCCAUAACACCGGGUUUGCCUUUGUUCCUGUACAAUUAUGCUACUCACCAGCUACAUGGGAUAUUUGAGGCUGCCAGUUUUGGGGGAACAAACAUUGAUCCAACAGCAUGGGAGGACAAGAAAUGUAAAGGUGAAUCGAGAUUUCCUGCACAGGUGCGAAUCCGUGUAAGGAAGCUCUGCAAAGCGCUCGAAGAAGAUGCUUUCAGGCCUGUUUUGCAUCACUAUGAUGGUCCCAAAUUUCGUCUUGAACUCUCCAUACCAGAGACUUUGGCGUUGCUAGACUUGUGUGAUCAAGGAGGAAGCGAUUGAUGUGCCAACUACAUCAGCUGUAAUAUCUGGAACAUGUUUGAAGACAAAGAAGGGGAAAAAUGACUCCAACUU
Telopea speciosissima is the source of this 1171-nucleotide messenger RNA. RefSeq names its product B2 protein-like. The coding region runs from base 164 to 1099 and encodes 311 amino acids. The transcript is spliced from 7 exons. Gene Ontology annotation, biological process: response to endoplasmic reticulum stress. The record is from RefSeq and is a predicted model, not a curated record. Lineage: Eukaryota; Viridiplantae; Streptophyta; Magnoliopsida; Proteales; Proteaceae.